GAACCACCCCAUCUCUGAGAAGCAUGGAGAUGCCCAAUGUACCUCUGAGUCACAGAACGCCUUCUGCUGCACCUUAGUCCCUGACCACACCUGCUGCCAUCAGGGCUUGUGUGCUAGGUGAAAAUCAAUCAGAUCAAUAAAAACCCUUUUGGAGUUUUGUGGCUGACUCAGAGCUGCAAAAAGAAGAAGAAGAAAAGAAAAGAAACAGAGAGAAACACAGGCAGUUUCUUGCAGACAAGAUGACAUUUACCGGCUUCUUUACCUUCUGUAUGCUGAUGAACAUGCUAACAGAUGCUCGAUCCAUCCAGGAUGGAGAUGAUCCCUACCAGGAUGCUGCAGCCUUGCCCUACUGGCCCUUCUCAUCCAGUGAUUUCUGGUCGUAUGUGGAAUAUUUCCGGACCUUGGGAGCCUACAACAGGAUCAAUGACAUGGCCAGAGCCUUCUUUGCCCAGUUCCCUUUUGGGAGCCACCUUGGCUACCACGUGCGUGACCACGAGCACUGA
Messenger RNA from Zonotrichia leucophrys gambelii, 503 nucleotides. RefSeq names its product otospiralin (gene OTOS). The record is from RefSeq and is a predicted model, not a curated record. NCBI's taxonomy places the organism in Eukaryota, Metazoa, Chordata, Aves, Passeriformes, Passerellidae. Gene Ontology annotation, biological process: sensory perception of sound. The transcript is spliced from 5 exons. The coding region runs from base 240 to 503 and encodes 87 amino acids.